This is a messenger RNA of Chelmon rostratus (copperband butterflyfish), 5271 nucleotides long. It is a transcript of the gene zbtb21, whose product is annotated as zinc finger and BTB domain containing 21. Gene Ontology annotation, biological process: regulation of transcription by RNA polymerase II. Lineage: Eukaryota; Metazoa; Chordata; Actinopteri; Chaetodontiformes; Chaetodontidae. Gene Ontology annotation, molecular function: DNA-binding transcription factor activity, RNA polymerase II-specific; protein binding; RNA polymerase II cis-regulatory region sequence-specific DNA binding. The record is from RefSeq and is a predicted model, not a curated record. The transcript is spliced from 2 exons. Bases 16 to 3150 code for a protein of 1044 amino acids. Gene Ontology annotation, cellular component: nucleus.
UCAAAUUCAAGAUGGAUGGAAUCACGACCAGCGCGCAGAAAGCUCACAACACUGCAUAAAGUCCCGGCUGUGUGGAGGAGAGACCAUAUUGACGACGGGCGGGCCAUGGAGAGCCUUGUGCAUUACAGCAAUCCCUCCCAUGCCCUCUCAGUGUUAGGCGUCCUGAAUGAGCAGCGCCUGCGGGGCCAGAUGUGUGAUGUUGUACUGGUUGUGGCGGACCAGAGGUACCAGGCCCAUAAGAGUGUUCUGGCUGCCAGCAGUGAUUAUUUCCAGUCCCUGUUCACAAGGAUGGAUGCAGAGUCACUGAAAGUUGUAAACCUGGACUUCUGUGAGCCUGACGCCUUUGAGAUAGUUCUGAAUUACAUUUACUCCUCCUCACUUUUUGUCGACAAAGGCAGCCUGGCGGCCAUACAAGAGCUGGGCUACAGCCUUGGAAUCCCUUUCCUCACCAACAUUGUGUCAACAAGGCCACAUGCAUCCUACUGUGUGUCUAGAAAACGGCUUUCGUUCUCAGAAGGAGAUGAGAAUGAUGUCCAGACAAGGAGCGUCAUUGUGUGUCGGAUCCAGAAUGACACAACCCAUCCCUCGCGCUCAAAUUAUCUGAGAAAAACAUCACAGAGAUCAUCAUCUCCCCACUCUACUCUGGAAUCAGCUCAGACUCCAUCAGAACACAACUCAUAUGAAUCCAUCAGAAACUCUGAAUCCAUCAGGAAAUCAUCUGAACAGAGUGAAGCUGCAGACAGGAAGUCCACCUAUCCAUACACCUCCAUAUUGAAAGGGAAUUCAUCACACAUCACAUCUGUUCGGCCCCAGCUGACGUCAUCAGUGUCUUUCAGUGAUGCUGAAGUGCAGCCCAUCAGGCACGCUAAAGAGGAGAACGAGGAGCAGGAGCCCCACUAUGACACCAAAGUGCCCUUUCAGGGUCAGGCCAGUGAGCCGAGCCAGACCAUUGACAGGAGCGGGCCGCUCAUAAAAAGCCUGCUCCGAAGAUCUUUAUCAAUGGACAGCCCCGUUCCAGUGUUCUCACCAACACUGGAGCUCAAGGAGCUGCAAAAUCGUGAACAGUCAGUUGUUAAAAUGGCUUUAAAAUCACCUGGGCCAGAGACAUCUGUUCACAAUGGCAAUUCCAAAAGAACAUCUCCCCUGGUUCUCAGGUCAAAGCACCCCAGCAGGUAUGAUGAAGACACUCAGGUAGAAGGAGAAGUCAGCGUGAAAGCUGAGCCCAGCAGUCCACUCGCCGACCCCAUGGACAUUAUUCGAAUCACAGUUGGAGAUGCGUUGCCAGUCAAUCUUAACGACUUGCAAACAAACUAUGACCAAGGUCCCAGGCCAGACUUAAAUUCUUUUGGGAAAAGAAAGGACAGGCCGGACAACAGAAGGUACCCAUUCAAGAAGAGCAAAAUCUUUAAAGAACAUACCCUCUCACUUGAUGAGAACAUGUCAAAAACAGUAUCUCAGAGUGCCAGCAGCAACUCUCAUGAGAUCAGUGGGGAGCCGCCUCAGAACAAGAUUUUCAAAUGCUGGAACUGUUUAAAGGUUUUCAGGUCCAGUGCUGGACUACAUCGUCAUGUAAAUAUGUAUCACAAUCCCGAAAAGCCGUACGCUUGCGACAUCUGCCACAAGCGCUUCCAUACCAACUUCAAAGUGUGGACUCACUGCCAAACUCAGCAUGGUGUAGUACAAAAUCCAGCCUCAUCCUCCAGUUCCUCUGUACUGGAUGAGAAAUUUCAAAAGAAGUUGAUAGAUAUUGUGCGAGAGAGGGAAAUAAAGAAAGCCUUGCUUUGGAAGUUAAAGAGGAAUAAGCAGGGUUUGCAAUCUCCUGCACUCACCAAAAAGAGAUCAAGGCCCAGCUUCAUAUGUCCUUACUGUGGGAAGGUAUUUGUGUUCCAGUCUCAGUACAGGCAGCAUUUAAGGACACAUCCUGCUGAAAAAGCUGACCAGGAGACAGGGAAUGAGAGCAUCCUCUACCAGGAACAGGAUGAGAUCAUUCAACAGAAGGACACAGACGCUGGCGGUUACUCCUGUAGACUUUGUAAUAUGAAGCUGUCGUCACUCUUUGAACAGGGAGACCAUGAGAGGGGCUGUCGACAUGCAACCGUAUGCCCCUACUGUGGCCUCCGCUUCUCCAGUCCGACGGUCAAGAAGGACCAUGAGUCACACUGCAAGUACAAGAAACUUACAUGCCUGGAAUGCAUGCGGACCUUCAAGUCCUCCUUCAGUAUAUGGCGCCACCAGGUGGAGGUCCACAACCAAAACAUGAUGACUGUUAAAGACCAGAUUCCCCUGAAGCAACCAGAGAACAAUGAAGAGGAGUCUGAAAUGCUCAGAGAGGAGCAUUACAGCAAUGAGCCUCUAGCAACUGGGAGCUCAAGAGAGAACAUAAGUUACAGUGACUCCUCAGGUCCACCCAUGUACGAUUCAGAAGACUCCUCAUCCUAUGUGCCUGAGGACCUGAGCAUGGGCCACCACGGCAAGCUGGUGGUGAAGGAGGAGCCAUUAGAGGAGGCUGUGAGUGAGAGGGAAAAAACAGAGACUGCCAAAACUGGGCUUGAGGAAGCCGGUGUGUGGCCAUGCGAGAAAUGUGGAAAUCUUUUCAGCUCUCGCAAAGACCUGGAACGACACCAGGAGCUGCUAUGCCACAUCAAACCGUUCAUCUGUCACAUCUGCAACAAAGCCUUCAGGACCAACUUCCGCCUUUGGAGCCACUUCCAGUCCCACAUGUCGACUGCUAAUGAACCCGGAGCCAAAGAGAUCGACAGACAGCCCUCAUCUCUGUCUCCCUCCCCUCCCGCUACCCCUCAAAACUCGGAGCGUCCCUCCUCGCAGGCCUCCGUGCUCAAAUCCACCCAGACGGCGCCUGUUGCUGCAGUAAUGGCCGAGGAGUCCAACAGCCCAGAGCCCUGUAGCUCAUCAGUAGGCAAGACGAAGAGGCCUGAACUAGAACGGCAACUCAGCAGCCACAGCCCUCUGUCAAGGUCAAACAGCACUGAGAAUCCAGGUGGCCCUCAGGAACCAGACACGCUCUUUUACCACGCACCGUCUCUCUCUGCCCUGACGUUUAAGAGGCAGUACAUGUGUAAACUCUGUCACAGGACCUUCAAGACGGCCUUUAGUCUCUGGAGCCAUGAGCAGAGUCACAGCCACAUGUAAGCAUCAGACAAGUUAUAGUUGUGCAUUUCUCGUGAGAGACAAUAUGUAAUAUUAGAAUAAACACACCUCAGCCUACAGAAGGAAGACUCUGAAUGUAUAGCUUAUUCGCUUGCCUCCAAUGUCAUAUAUUAAAGUGGCCAUGUUCAUUAGAGGUGUAAACGUGAAUGUGCAAUCAAGUGCUAGAUUCCUCUGUGAGACGAUUAUAAAUGGUUUAUUUUCCUUUUCGAAAUGAGCUAUAAGCAUUUCUCUAUAUUAAACCUCUUAGUUGUCUACAUGUAAUUAUCUAUCGAGGUGUUUUGAGAAAACAAGGCAUAGAGUUGCACCCCUCAUUACUUCAGAUGUACCACUUUUGACAGGUAUAGCUAUAUACGUUGUUUUCUCAGAGUGUGGAAAAAGUGCUUUAAAUUUUUGGAGGCUGCAGUUGAAUUAAAAAAUAGUGCUUUGCUUUUAUAUCAGAUCUAUCUCUUGAUGUGACUGACAACCCUUAAGAUAAUAUUGGUGGCCUCAACGAUGUAUUCAAUAUGCACUUUGCUUAACAGUUUGAUUCUGUUAUUUGGGUAAAUAGUCCAAAAUGUUUGCUUGGAUCCUCUCACCAACUGAGGUUUUAGGCCACAGCAGAGAAACAGAAAAAGGCCCAAAAGUUUCAGUUUUGUUUCUUUAUGCUUGGCAUUAUUUUGCAUCUCUUCUGUCAUAUUUGAGUUUCUUGUUGCCUUUGUGUCAUUUUGUUUAAUGGGCAGAUUGAAAAAUACCUUCAGUAUAAUAAUAGUAAUGUUCUAUCACACACUGUACAUCAAACACACCUCAGAUACCUGCUGUUUGAAGCAUUGCAUUUCAGUAUGUAGCCUUGAUUAAUUGCAUGCAUUACAUUUAUUGUCUCCAUUCAGUAAUUAUAAUUUAUCUUCCUAAUCACUAGCCUGGUGAAUAAUUUUUAUCUGAUACAAACGGAUGAGACAAAACUAUCAUCAGUCGUUAGAUUUGAGAAAGUUAUGUUUUUUUGUUAUUUACAGGUAGCUGUAAUAUAGAAACAUUACAGCACAGUGCAUGUUGCUGAAAAAACAUUUGUAAAAGGAUCUCAGACCAGCUUACUAGUAAAAAUGUCAGUCAGUGAAAAUUAUGGGCUGGGUUGAUUUGAUAGUGUCCUAAAUAUUAGACAACGUCAUUCGUCAUUUGGCUCAUUACUUCAGCUGCUAGAACUCAAUCUGAAAUAUUUAUAGCAAGCAAAGCACACUGCAUAGUAAUGCAAUUUAUUGUCAUACUGAAAUAAUAAACAUGCAAAUUAGAAUUUGAAAUUAUAAUUUCUGAACGACUCAAGUUCGACACCCCAGUGGAACACCAGUGUUAUGUAAAUACUCAUAUACUGAUAGAUUUUUGCAGUUCAACACAUUAGGUACAGUAAUAAACCAAGCUUUACGAUGCUUUGACGGCCUUAUGCAAGUUGAAAAAUAUUUUGUCAAUACUAUUUUACAUGAAAGCACAAUAGAACUUCAGUUGACUUAUGACUCAGGCUAUUCACGAUGGUAAAGUCAAGACGAGGGAGGCAUGACAAAGCAAAUCUUUUAUUCACAAAUGGUAAGAGAGUAUUCCUGCUUCCGAAAGAUUUCUUAUUAAAGAUUGUGUUUUGAUUGUAUUCCAGUUGUUUCACAGUUGUUUUCUUGUCCAAGUAUAUACUUCUGCUUUGGCUUGAUGGAUUAGAGUUUUGUCAUAAAUUAUUACGGUCGCUACUAUUUGGGAGAUGUUGCAUUCGAAAAGUGCUCCACACAAACUAUCGGAAUGUUUUCUACGAAAUGAGCAACGCGAGCAGCAUUGUGAUGUUAAAUUCUUUGGAGAAAUUCUGUAUUGAUAAUAGUGCUCUUAAUUUCUUGUGAUAAAAGCUUUCUGAAGUUUCACAGAAAUGAUUAGAAUUGUGUAUAUGGAAGUGUUUGUAUCUUCGAUUUUGUACCAAUUUUAUUAGUUAACAGAAGUUUUAUCUUUUUAGUAUUCCUGUGCUCUCACUGCAAUAAUGAAUAUUUGUAUCAGCAUUGGUUGCAAUAUUGUUGCUUUUGGAGCUGUUUUGUGUUUAGGUUUUUCUACAGUUUUUGUGCUUCAUUUCUGUAAUAAAGAGUAACAAUGGAGUAUACUGUA